AUGCACACAAGAUAUAAUAUUCACAAACAUAUCUAUAAAGUUGUAUUUUCAGUACUUUCUAAUAACAUGUAUAAUCUUAUUUGUCAAUUUGGCAUUCUAAAGAAUGCAUUUCUAACUGGUGAAGUUUUGUCACUUAAACUGAAAGAAUUUCCUAAAUUAGAUAAUCCAUCAACUGAUACAACUAUCAGUAUCAUUGAAGCUGCAAAACUUUAA
Cetraspora pellucida is the source of this 213-nucleotide messenger RNA. The record is from the annotation of a GenBank genome assembly. NCBI's taxonomy places the organism in Eukaryota, Fungi, Glomeromycota, Glomeromycetes, Diversisporales, Gigasporaceae.